Cucurbitaria berberidis CBS 394.84 is the source of this 1971-nucleotide messenger RNA. RefSeq lists its product as uncharacterized. Gene Ontology annotation, biological process: metal ion transport; transmembrane transport. The coding region runs from base 151 to 1755 and encodes 534 amino acids. Gene Ontology annotation, molecular function: metal ion transmembrane transporter activity. The record is from RefSeq and is a predicted model, not a curated record. The transcript has a single exon. Lineage: Eukaryota; Fungi; Ascomycota; Dothideomycetes; Pleosporales; Cucurbitariaceae. Gene Ontology annotation, cellular component: membrane.
GGUUGGAGAGCCUUUUCAGGUAGACAUUCCUUUGCGUCUUGAUAUUUCAUACGCUGUUGUGCUGGCACAAUUAAUACCUACUAUUUACUUCUGUAAUCUGUACUUUCUGGCUCAUAUUAUCUUUUCUCUUUCUGGCGUACCAAAUUCACCAUGGACCCCAGCGACAUGUGUUCUUCGCAUACCUGCCUCUCCGAGUCGUCAGGCUCCACAUAUAAUAAUCUUAACGAGAAGGAGCUCGAGUAUAUGAGCUUGAUUCAAAACCAAGCACAGCCAUACUUUCCUCGAUUCACAGCAGCGCUAGCGGAACAAACUCCUGUCGAGCGAGAACAAGGACGAUGUGCCGCAAUCGACUUUACCGACCCACAGGGCCACCAGGCCACUUCGUUUGCAACAGUUGCAGAGCUCGAUCUGUACAUUGGGGAUGCAUCUCCGCCACCAUACCAUACAGACACCGAGCUACCUAGGCGUCGACUGUUUGUACUGGAAGACCUACCCUGUAAUCACCUAUUAGCACUAGGCUCCCGACUUGGAAUACCUCCUAGCUUCUUCGCUGGGCAUUGGGAAGAUCCGGCAUCGUCCACAUUCAACCAUCGUAAUCCAUUCCAGCGCUGUGCGCUUCCCCAUUUCCGGCUGCGAUACGCUACAUCGAAUAGAGUGGAGGUCGAUUGCCCAACGCCCGGCAAUACCAAGACUAGUCUGAAUAUGUUCGCUUUCGAUUCGAGGGUGAAUCGAUACCUCCACACAUACCCUCGUGAGGGUCUAAUCUACGACGAAGCGAGGAGCCAUCAUGGAUUGUCCUUUUGGAGUAGUCCGGCCCGCGAGGACGGGUCGUGGGACGCGGUGUUGCUGGUUGACCCAGCUCCAGGGCAGCAGGUGCGCUGUAUGACCACGCGGAAGCUAAUUCCACUUCGUCAGAGGCUGGCGGAUGAGACUUUGAUGCCCAAGCAUUUUCUCAAUCCGGAAUUUGAUGUCCUCGACGAGUUGCCACAGGACUGCUCGCAGUGGGCAGCGUGCUGUUCCUCUCCAGGAUACCGCUCGAUGUUCGACGACACGAUGCAGUCGUUUUGCGCGAAGGGUGCCAAGGUCGUGGCUACACGCGAUCCAUUAAGCGUCGUCGAGAUUCCGCGACGCCUAGUCAUCUCAAUUGUGGUAGCCUACAUGCGUCGCCGCUAUCUCAACCUCGUCAGCAUCCAGAACAGCAACUUCCGGCCUCACACUCAGCGCCACGACUAUCUCUCCAGCUUCUCCAAAAGCAACUACUCGAUUUGGAGCGGCGAAUUCUUCGACUUCAUCGUCGGCUCUCGCGCUGCGAUAAGGGUAUUUGCGAGGGAGAUGGAUGACAACGUGGUCGCGCUAGGGCUCGAUGAUGCACAUUGCUCAGCGCCGCAGUGGGAAAGAGACGGGUGGCAGUCGAUCAAAGAACUGACGAAUGUAGUUGAGGAGACAGUGAAGGCGUUAGCGGCGGGAUAUUUGCAGUAUGUCACGAUCCAGGAGGCGCAUGUGUCGAAUGGUAAUGAGCAGAGUCUGUCGAGGAUCGCGGUACUCACUAUGCUAUUCAUCCCGUUGUCAACGGUAGCGAGCAUCUUUUCGAUGGGAGGAGAGUUUCUACCCGGCCAGCCGAGGGCGUGGGUGUUUUGGGUUGUGGCGAUUCCGUUGUUGGCGAUGGUUGCGUAUGUGUACUGGUAUCAGCAGCUCAUGAGAGCGUGGCAAGGCAGGAAGGAGCAAUUGUUGCCCAUGUUUACUACUAAGAAGUAAGAGCGCAAUAGUUAAUGAAUGAAUGAUGGUCUUCAAAUCAAAACAGAUCAGUAAAAGCCAGUUCCUCGCCCGCCCACUGAUGGGAGUGAGAGCGACUGGACUGUUAUCGUGAAAAUGUCGUGGAAGAUGCAGAAAUGACGUCAUGGCUGUACGGGUGUUGUAUAUGACUCGACUAUCAUCAGUGCCUUGGUAGCAUGCGAUAGUUGGAAGACGAAG